Messenger RNA from Doryrhamphus excisus (bluestripe pipefish), 3404 nucleotides. It is a transcript of the gene cyp1b1, whose product is annotated as cytochrome P450, family 1, subfamily B, polypeptide 1. The record is from RefSeq and is a predicted model, not a curated record. Gene Ontology annotation, molecular function: steroid 17-alpha-monooxygenase activity; heme binding; oxidoreductase activity, acting on paired donors, with incorporation or reduction of molecular oxygen, reduced flavin or flavoprotein as one donor, and incorporation of one atom of oxygen. Gene Ontology annotation, biological process: hormone biosynthetic process; progesterone metabolic process. Lineage: Eukaryota; Metazoa; Chordata; Actinopteri; Syngnathiformes; Syngnathidae.
CAACAGAAAUGUAAAAUUAGGCAGGCUGUUGUUAUUAGAAGUUGAAUGAAUAACAAAUAUUAGAUAUUAUCGAUAUUGCAAUAUCCAUAACUCCAUCGCCAAAGCCACCGCCAAUAAUGAUGCCAGUUACGUAAAUGUCAUUAUAGUUGAAAUAUAAAAACGAACGCAUGCGCCAACUACCUUUUGCGUGCAGCUUUUCGACGCACAGCGGUGCGCAAUGCCGCCCGUUGCGGCAAUUGCCGGAGGCAGGGUGGCUGCGCUGUUUCGGGGGAGGGGAUAUCCGCAGGGUGGGGUGCCACCCUCUGGAACAACACCUAAAAAAAGAAAAAGGAGUAUCAAAGCGGCGCACAGACGCCGUCGGCCUGGGAUGUUGCAGCCUUGGCACAGCGAGGCGUGCGUAAAAGCGCGCACAUGAACGCGGAGAGAGCAACAGUCCGCUGACCAAAUCGGCCUUUUGGCGAGACAUCUCUUGACAUUCGCGACCGUGGGCAGGUAUCGGAAAGCACGUCACAGGUGAUGCGGUCUCAGGUAUGCGCGUUUGACUCCGAUGUCGUCCUUUCAGAAUCCCCAAGAUGGCUCCGAGGUCGGAAGCGAGCGGCGGCGAGGCUCUGACGACCCUGUUGGUGUCGUGCGUCACCGUCCUGCUGUCCGUCCAAGUUGCCCGCUGGCUCCGGAAGCGUCCGGGCUUGCGCGUUCCGGGCCCGUUCGCCUGGCCCGUCGUCGGCAACGCGGCGCAACUGGGCGGCGCGCCGCACUUGUACUUCAUGCGCUUGACGGAGAAAUACGGCGACGUGUUCCAGAUCCAGCUGGGCUCUCGGACCGUGGUGGUUCUGAACGGGGACGCCAUCAAGCAGGCGCUGGUCAAGCAGGGCUCGGAGUUCGCGGGGAGGCCCGACUUCGCCUCCUUCCGGUACAUCUCCAACGGCGCCGGCUUCGCCUUCACCACCGCGUCGGACUGGUGGAAGACGCACCGCAGGGUGGCCCACUCCACGGUCAGGAUGUUCUCCACGGGGAACCAGACGACCAAGACCUCAUUCGAGCAGCACAUCCUCUGCGAGUUCAAAGAACUUCUGCAGCUUUUUCUGGACAAAACCCGGGAGCGGCGCUACUUCCGGCCCAUGACCUACCUGGUGGUGUCCACCGCCAACAUCAUGAGCGCCGUCUGCUUCGGGAAGAGGUACCGCUACGAGGAUGAGGAGUUCCUGCAGGUGGUGGGCAGGAACAACCAGUUCACCGAGACGGUGGGCGCCGGGAGCAUCGUGGACGUGAUGCCCUGGCUCCAGUUCUUCCCCAACCCCAUCAAAACCAUGUUUGAAGACUUUAAAGCCCUCAACCGGGAGUUCUCCGCCUUCAUCCUGGACAAGGUGAUGGAACACCGGAAAAGCAUGCGGUCCGGCUCCAUCAGGGACAUGACCGACGCUCUCAUUGUGGCCUUGGACAAGCUGAGCCAUCAAAGUGGUCUCGGGUCGGAGAAGGACCUUGUCUCGGCCACUGUGGCCGACAUCUUUGGUGCAAGUCAGGAUACGCUGUCAACGUCCCUGCAAUGGAUCAUCCUCAUCCUGGUCAAGUACCCCGAGCUGCAGCUGCGUCUCCAGGAAGAAGUGGACAAGGUGGUGGACCGCAGCCGCCUGCCGUCCAUCGAUGACCAGCCUCAGCUGCCGUACGUCAUGGCCUUCAUCUACGAGGUGAUGCGCUUCACCAGCUUCGUGCCGCUCACCAUUCCUCACUCCACCACCACGGACACCUCCAUCCACGGAUAUACCAUACCAAAGAACACGGUGGUCUUCGUAAACCAGUGGUCCUCCAAUCACAGCCCCGGCGUCUGGACCAAUCCGGAGACCUUCGACCCCCAGCGUUUCUUGCACCCCAGCGGGGAUUUGAACAAGGACCGGUGCAACCUGGUGCUCAUCUUCUCCAUGGGCAAGCGGCGCUGCAUCGGAGAGGAGCUGUCCAAGUUCCACCUGUUCCUCUUCACCGCCCUGCUGGCCCACCAGUGCAACAUCAGCAGCGACCCGACCGGGCCGCCCGGCCUGGCCUACACCUACGGGCUGACCCUCAAACCCAACGCCUACUCCAUCGCCGUCUCGCUGCGGGAUCACAUGAGGCUGCUUGAAGAUGCGGCCAGUCGGGGUUUCGCUGAGGACACGGACUCUUCAACGAAAUGAAGAGCAAUAAAAAGACACGAGAACUAAAUAUUUAUGAUGUGAAAUAUACGCCACAUGUAGAAUAACAAUGAUUACCGAUGACUAAUCGACAGUCGAUGUUCAUCUCGUUGGCUCUGGACUUGGCAGGGAAGGCCUGCAUUCAUCUAAGUGAAGGACUACAUGGAGGUGGCAUUGGAGGUCCUGAUGUGGUCAUGUGGGGCGUCUCGAUCAGGAGGUCCCAGGAGGGUCUAGACCAGGGGUCAGCAACCCCUGGCUCCAGAGCCGCAUGUGGCUCUUCAGCCACUUUGUUGUGGCUCCCUUCACAACGCUCAAGUAUUUUUUUAAAAUACCCUAAUGGGAAAAUAUAUGCAUUUUUUAAUGAGUUUUUUUUUUUAAAUCUGACUUUCUGUGAGACCCUGAAUGAAUUGAAGUGAAUGAGUUCUGACUCGUGAUUGGAUGAGCUCAAAGAGCUCACAUGUGACGAGAAGCAACAAUUUGGUGUAAAAAUUUGGCGUUAAAACUGAUUCAAACUUUCAAAAGUUUAUAAGAUAUUGUUUUUAAAUGAUGUUUUGCGGCUCCUAUCUGUUUUCCUUUAGUAAGCGUGUGGGUAAAAUGGCUCUUUUGAUAAUAAAGGUUGCCGACCCCUGGUCUAGACCUUCUCAUGCAGGCUCCUGUCCGUCUGGCGUAUACGCUCAUGGAGUACUUAUUAUAAUAUUGGCCUCCGUAAAGCCAAAUACUACAAAUACGUAGUAACGUUAUUUGUACUCUAUAAAAUAUUAGCUUGUGAGCUGCUGUAUGAACGUUUGCUAUUCCUUCCUGGAAGCUUGCUGAUGUCGAAGCAGCUCGUCAUGUCCACAGCGUUCUUCUUCUGACUAAAACGUGUCCACGGUAGUCGACAUGGACAUCUGGUCCACGGCUUUUGGUGAUGUACAUUUUCAUACCCAAGGGGUUAUCAUUCCUAGGAAAAUAUAUCUUUAUGUUGAUGUGUUGUAAUAUUUUUAACAUUCUAUUGAAUAUUUUUAACAUGAAUUGAUGAAGCCUGUUAAAUGAGGAAUAAAACAAUCUUCCAAAACAAGCAUAAUAGUCCAGUUGGGAGGAGUCAAUGUCCUGAGAGUACAGACUGAUCAUAAAUUUCUAAGAAUUAACACUUCACUUUGUACUAUUAGAUCUUAAUGAGUGGAGCUUGAAAAUGCAAAAAUGGGAGAGAGAAAAAUGUACAAAAAAACCCUGGAACCUGGAAAAUGUAAAUAAAAUGUUCAA